AUGUCGGUUGACGGGAAAGUUGCCAUCGUCACCGGCGCCGGCGGCGGUCUAGGCAGACUGUACGCCUUAGCGCUGGCGAAACGAGGCGCCAAAGUGGUGGUCAACGACUACGGCGGUACUCUCGACGGCCAGGUGGGCACCAGUGCUCGGGCAGAGGCGGUGGUCGAAGAGAUCAAGGCGGCUGGGGGCAUUGCCGUGGCCGAUCCCCACGACGUCUCGGUGGCCGAUCAGGUCAAGGAAAUUGUCGCCACCGCGGUCAGGGAGUUUGGCACCGUGCACAUCCUCAUCAACAACGCUGGGAUUCCCGGCAAGAUCUCGCCCCAUGACAACGUCGACAAGGACACCUUUAUGAGGGUGUUGGAGAUUUCCGUGCUCGGAACCACGCUCAUGACCAGUGCAGUGUAUUCGUUGAUGGCGAAACAGAAGUAUGGCCGUAUUAUCAACACCUCUUCCAAUGCCAUCUAUGGCUUCGGCGCCGGCGGAGAUUGUGCCUACAGUGCCUCCAAAGGGGCCAUCUUUGCCAUCACCCGAGAGCUUGGGAGGUGGUCGGAGCGGGACGGGAUCAAACUCAACGGCGUCAUGCCGUCGGCGGCUUCGAGAAUGGCAGACAUGUCCGAAGGGUCAAAGAAGGUCACUCGCACCUAUUUCCAACCAGAGGGCGUCGUGCCGUUUGUCAUCGCUUUGGCCUCGGAAGAGUGUCCCGUGUCAGGCGAACUCUUCUCAUCGAGUGCUUUCAGAGCUGCUCGGGAGACGUUUGCCACAUUUCCCGGGGUCAAAUCAGAAACCCCCGAAGGCUUCCUCCAACAGUUUGACAAGGUCUUGGGCAAGGAUGAAACCCCAUAUCUUGCCACAAGCACGAUUGAUCACGUGAAAUAUGUGGUCCGAAACGCUCAUGGCGUGGAGAUGGAGGAUGUGGCAGAUUUUGGUCUGGCAAAGUAA
Molecule: messenger RNA, 939 nt
Organism: Capronia epimyces CBS 606.96
Lineage: Eukaryota; Fungi; Ascomycota; Eurotiomycetes; Chaetothyriales; Herpotrichiellaceae
Exons: 2
Coding region: 1-939 (312 amino acids)
Molecular function (GO): oxidoreductase activity
Source: RefSeq, a predicted model, not a curated record